AUGCAGAAGAGAGUCGCGCCGUCAAAAAAGUUGUACGCGGCCCCGUCCAGGAACCAGGUAAUGGAGUGCAUCGCCUCCACUCGCGGCCGUGCGGUUGAGCUCGUUGGGUCGGCUACUCCACAUCGCGCCGCUCGUCCCGAAAGGAGGAUCGGUGCCGCUAACUACUCUGGUAGUUACGAGAACGAGGCCAACGGUGCCUAA
Penicillium lagena is the source of this 201-nucleotide messenger RNA. RefSeq lists its product as uncharacterized. Bases 1 to 201 code for a protein of 66 amino acids. The transcript has a single exon. The record is from RefSeq and is a predicted model, not a curated record. NCBI's taxonomy places the organism in Eukaryota, Fungi, Ascomycota, Eurotiomycetes, Eurotiales, Aspergillaceae.